Messenger RNA from Solanum stenotomum, 1455 nucleotides. RefSeq lists its product as uncharacterized. The coding region runs from base 253 to 1371 and encodes 372 amino acids. The record is from RefSeq and is a predicted model, not a curated record. The transcript is spliced from 8 exons. Lineage: Eukaryota; Viridiplantae; Streptophyta; Magnoliopsida; Solanales; Solanaceae.
AAUCGACGGUACUAUUGUGCACUCUGUCCAACAAUUUCAUAAUGAAAAUUCUGACUCCGUCGCGCAAUUCUCUGCAAAAAUGUGACUUCACUCUAAGAAGAGAAGGUUCAGAUUCGUGUUUCUCUCGCCGGAACUGGAAAGUUAUGGCUGCAAUUUGCAUUCGAGGUGGAAUGAUGCAAAGCAUUCAAGAAUCGUUUGGCGUGAGGUAUAAGAAUCAGUGUUUGAUAAAGCUGCUUGUUUAGUAAAGAUAUCAUGGACCAGAAGUAUCAAUUACCUUUCAAGGUAGGGCAAACAGCUGAAGCAAGGUGUUUGGAGGAUGGAUAUCGUGGAGCGUGGUUUCAGUGUAAGAUACAGGAGAUAAGCUGCAGAGGAGGACAUUGGAGUGCCUUAUUGCAAUACUUUGACUAUCCAGAUGAAAAAUGGGCAUGGACAGAGCUAUAUCAGAUGGGGCAACUGAUGCUGCGACCUGAGUAUCCUCCAGUCCAUUUGAAAAACAUAGUGUCUGAUGUCAGCUCAAAUUCGGAUGUAACUGUUGUUGUUGAUGGUACUUGGAGGGAGGGCGAUUUGGUUGACUGGUUGUACGAUGACUGUUAUUGGUCCGGACAAGUGACAAAGUUACUUUACAAUGGUAAAGCUAAGAUUAAGUUGUUGCCACCUCCAUUGGGUGAAGGUGAAACUUAUGACGCCUUUGUCAAGGAUUUGCGUCCAUCCUUAGAUUGGUCUCCGGAGUGUGGUUGGGUUAUGCCUACAUCACAGGUUCUUUCAAGUUCUUGCCAAUAUCCUCAGCUACUUAAACUUGUUAGUCAAGGACAUGCUAUAGUUAAAGGGAGAAGGGGCAGACAGGCAAGAACUGGAUCGUCGUCAAACUCAUCUUUCUAUACUCGUUUGUCUGGUUACCUACAAAGGGACGUCACAAUUUCAAAAGAUGCUGCAAACAGAUCAAACGACAUGUUAAAAGAAACCACAUCCUAUGCAUCUUCCUUUGCUCAUAGCUCUGCAAAAUUUUUACCUGCCUUGGAUGAUAAAAGGGGCUCUGAAUCCAAAGAGUUACUUGAUCAAUUUUCAAACAUUGCUGAACUAAAAGAAGCUGCAAACAUUUCUUCUAUUAGAGAUGAUGCAUCAAAAAGUGUUGGGCCUACUGAUAUGGAUCAAAAAGUGUUGGGCCUACUCAACAAGUUUAAAACCAGUGGUGAAAUUCCAUUCAAUUCGUUGGAGUCCGAUGAAUUGGAGGAAGCAAUUCUUGAUUUAGAGGAACUUGCAAACAAAAUCAGUCGGCUCAAACAGCUUAUGGAAUCUAAAAGACCUCUGUCUGAUGGUGUUACACCUUCAUGGAAGUUUGUAAAACACUAUGGAACAUCAACAAAGAAUUGAUGGCUUCGGAAGUUUGGCUUGAUCCUUCCUGUCUUUGAGCUAGGAUACGAUUGAGAGAAACACAUCCUGAAGAACUUGCUUAGA